This is a messenger RNA of Closterium sp. Naga37s-1, 3831 nucleotides long. Lineage: Eukaryota; Viridiplantae; Streptophyta; Zygnematophyceae; Desmidiales; Closteriaceae. The record is from the annotation of a GenBank genome assembly.
AUGGACAAGGUCAACGUUUCGGGGUUGAAGGGGCUGCGGAAUGGGAUGAUAACAUUCGUCAAGGAGCACGUCGCUCUCAAACGGUCGGGCCAUGUCGGAGUUGCUGCCGACGCCUGUGACGACGACGGCGAGGAGGCCCCUUCGGCAUCCAAAGCAGUAGGUGUCGCCUACACCGUCGAUGAUGCGCGUGGGACUUCGAUCGGAGAGCCCGGAGGCGGCGUCGACAAGGAAGAUGAGGAGGCGGGAAGGGCGGUGACUAGGACCGCGGAGAAGCACCAGGAUGAUAACGAGGAUCAGGAAGAGGUCGAUGAGGAUCGUGAGGAGGAGGAGGAGGAGGAGGAGGAGGCGGAGAAGCAGCAAGAGGGGGAGCAGGAGGAAGAGGUCGAGUGGGAGUUGGAGGAAAUGGAGGUGGAGUACGUAGAGGGAGCGGCGGAAACGGCUGAGAGGUCGGCAGAUGUUGUGAACAAGGGAGGGGAGGAUGCCGACGAGGAGAAAGUCUGCGUGGAGGAGGCUCACGAGGGGGGUGAGAAGGUCGUGGUCGGCGAUGUGGUUGGCGACGCGAAGGAAGUUAUCGACCUCGAGGUCGUUGGAGAAGGGGAUAACGCCGCGGCCACGAAGCAGACGGGCGUGGAAGCGCCUACCGAGACCACCGCAGGGAAGGUCGGGGGGGAGCGGUCUAGGGUGAAGAAGGCGGCGCGCGGUCAUCCCGGUUCCUCCGCAUCUGGUCGGCAGGCACCGCUGGACGUCGUCGAGCAGCUGCGACAGGAGAACAGGCGAUUGACGGCAGAAAAUGCCCGUAUGGAGAAGGCGCUCGAAGAUGAAAGGGGUCGGGUGGACAGGUUUGUGUUGGGGAUGCGGGGACUCCUCGACAAGCUCCAGUCGCUGGCCAACCAGGUCGCCGUCUCCGACCAUAAUGCGGCGAAACGGCUGCUAGAUGCGACGUCGGCCGUGUCGACAACCAUCACGGACAACAUCACCAACCACAUGGACGAAUCAUGGAAGGCGAUGAAGUCCUUCGCCGAAAAGGCGUCGACGUGGUUGGCGGAAAUCGACGGUCCGGAGGGAAGUAUGGCAGUUGAACGCGCAAAAGCGGUCACCGCCUUGGGCAACCACGUGGAAGCGGUGGUGGACGAUGCGAAGCUGGGUUUGGAGGACUUCAUCUCAAAGCACCUAGCCGCCGCGCAGACCAACAUUGCCGCCGCAGUAACUCGCACCAUCGCCGUGCCGCUGCCGCCCCCGCCGCAACCCACGCCAGCCUUCCCGGACGAGCUCAUGAAGUCGUUCAAGGCGGACGUGUUGAAGGCGGUGACGGAGGCCACCCAACAGUCGUUUGUUGCGUCCGGGUUAAAGCUCAUGACCGAGGUGAUCGGCAAUGUGGCGGCUGGUCGGCGUGCGUCGUCGCCGUCGGCCAAUGACGCCGAUCCCGCGCAACGAAGGGAGGCAGAGCAGGGCCGGAAAAGGGCGGGCGGCGGAGAUGAUGCGGGGAGCGUGAAGCGGAGCAAGGGAGCCGAUGGGAGCCGCGGCGUCGGCGCGGUGGGUCCAGGCGGCUCGCGGACUCGAGGUCAGAGCGUGGUCGACCAGCUCAAGAAGAACGGGGCCAAGGUGAUAAGGUCGCACAACAAGGGCGAUGGAAUCGGGAGUGAAGAUGGGGGCCAUGCCGACGAGGUUGCCGCACAAGACGCUGGACCAACAGCCUCGCCCCUGGUCGCCGAGAAGCCCCAUGGUCUGGUGAGCGGCGGGAAAGGCUUGAGCGACAAGGAGAUCCCAACCGCUCAAACGGCGAGAGAUGGCGGCGCCAGAACCGUCAAGGGACCGUCUGUCGGGGUGGCGGGGACCACGUCGAUUCCCCGUAAACCCCCUGCGGCUAGCAGCGCGCCGGUCGGCCCGUCAGCCGCCAACAACGAUGGGCCGGCCCUUGCGGCUACUCCAGCUCCAGCAGGCCCGUCUGCCGCCAAGGGCGACGCGAAGGAUGCUGCGGCUAACCGCGACGGUCCGUCCGCCACUAAGGUGCCCGCAGCGGCGAACGCACUCAGGGAAAUGCUCCACCGCAUGGAGGCCCAUCGCAAGGACGUGCAGCAACCUCCCUUGGUCGAUGCCGCCCCCGCCGAAGCAGCACGUCGCUCGGCCACUCCGCAGGUCGCCGCCACAACGCCCAGUGCCCCACAUACCGCGCCUCUGGUCGCCGCCCAUCCUACUGCGGACCCAAAGUCCGCAUUGCUUCGCGCUCGGUUAGGCGCACGUAGUGCGGCAGCGCCAGCACAGACUCGGCCGGAAGCCGGCUCAAGCGCGACGCCGACGUUGGUAAACGAGGCGGCGGAGAAGGGCGUGAGGGCAGCGCUAGCCACCGGCAGCGGAGCCGUUGACCAUGCACAGGCGUCGAUAGGCCACAACGACGCCGACAUCGCUGCCAUCCAGAACCUGUUGGAAUCGGUAAAACGCCCCGGGCACCCCGCUGCUUUGGCCAUCUCGGACACGGCGCAUGUGGAGCCCUCGGCAAGUCCCCCCGCUGGUUCAGCGGAGCCAAAGACGACCAUUGAUGCUGUCGGCGAGGGAGAGUCGAAACGGAAGGGGAAGGCCGACACAGGGAAAGGGAGGGCGAGCUCUCAGAGGAAAACACGGGCGAUGCUGGCCGAGACAGGGAGGGAUAAGGCGAAGGAGAAGUCGGUGGAGAAAGGGAAGGAGAAGGCGGAGGAGAAGGAGGAGGAGGAGGAGGAGAAGGAGAAGGAGAAGGAGAAGGAGAAGGAGAAGGAGAAGGAGAAGGAGGAGAAGGAGAAGGAGAAAGGACGGAAGGGUCAUGGCAUUCGCCACGACAACUCGGGCGACGGUCUAGGGUGGGUGGGCGAGAUUAAGGUGCUCGGCGCUAAUCGAUACAUCGGCAAGUCGCGCGAGAAGAUGGAGCUGGCAUACCUGCACUCGAUUGCGUACAUCGUCUACGACGGUUACGUCAGCAAGGUCCUCAUGGCCGAGCUCACCGGCUUGGAGGAAACCGAGUUGGAGAAGUGGAGGAAGGUGUGGGAGGAGGUCAAGAUUUUGCCGACAAGGAUGUGGACGGUGAUAUGGGCACGGGGCGCGUACCUUCCAAAAACACGGUUCGAUGACAUUCUUGGCCAGUAUCGAGCGUACAAGAGCUCAGGCGAUGCGCACCACGACGCGCUCUUGCCGGCGAUCUGGUUCCCCGUCGAUGCCGUCACGAAGGAAGGCAAGGAGAAGUCGGAUGCUAUGAUGUCGGCCAUGAUAGUUCGCGUGUCCAUGUGCGCUGCGUAUGGGAAGGUCGCUGCGAGCGCGGCGAGGAAGGAGGGAGACACUGAUGAGAAGACGGCGAUGGCGGCACAUGCGUUAUCGGCCUCCGCUUGCGCCGUGUGGUGCUUAGUCGAGAACGACGACGCCCAGGUGGUCGAUGCUGUGGGCAAAGGAAAGGCGGCGGCGAUGGUGGUCGGUGCGAGCGAGAAGACCGCCGGUGUCUUCAAGGAGGUCAUGCAGGCGGUGCUGGAGGCCGAGAUCGACAGGGAGCAACCCCUCGGGGAGGUUGCGCACAACGUCGCGCCGACGCUGCAGAGUCUCGCUCUGCAUCGGGUCUACCCGGGGGUGGAUCAUGAAGUCGAAGCCGACGUGAUUGCUAGAGCGACGGUGGAGACAUUGGCGUUCUGGGGAAUGUGCCCCGUCGCCAGGCUGAAACUCGAAAAGAUCGGCAUCGUGGUGCCGUGUGACGCGCAGAUGGAGUACGACAUUGAACACAGGGGGAGGAAGGGGCAGAGAGGCAAGCAGGGCAAGGACAGCACAGGGAAGAAGGGGAAGAAGGGCAGGAAGGGCAAGGACAGCACUGUGGCGUAG